Messenger RNA from Lindgomyces ingoldianus, 1140 nucleotides. Its product is annotated as Clavaminate synthase-like protein. The record is from RefSeq and is a predicted model, not a curated record. Lineage: Eukaryota; Fungi; Ascomycota; Dothideomycetes; Pleosporales; Lindgomycetaceae. The transcript is spliced from 3 exons. Gene Ontology annotation, molecular function: dioxygenase activity. Bases 1 to 1140 code for a protein of 379 amino acids.
AUGGCCGCGCCAGCCUUAUUAGACUACAGUCAUUUCACCUCUGGUACUAAAGAACAGCGCGAGAAGUUCGCCCACGCGCUCUUGGACAGCUUCGAGAAGACCGGAUUUGCGAAGCUUAAGGGCCAUGCUUUCAGUGCCCAGGAUCUGAAAGAAUUAUUCGCCUGGGGCAAGAAGUUCUUUGACCAGCCAUUGGAGGUGAAGAAUGAGAUUCCGAAUGAAACAGGGCCUAGGCCUAUGCGUGGUUACACGCCAUGGAGAGUUGAGGAAGUCGGAAAGCUUCACCACGAUGAACAGGUCAGGACCAUGAAGGACUCAAAGGAGCAUUUUGAUCAAGGCCCCGAACACGACACAGAAUUCCCGAACAAAUGGCCCAAUGCCCCGGAAUUAUCGGGCUUCCAACCAUUUAUGAAGGCCUUCUACCGUCGAUGCGAUGAUGUUUGUCUAACGCUAAUGAAGGCCCUGGAAGGCGCCUGGGGCAUCGAGGAUGGAUCAUUGGUGGCACGCUGCGUUCCUAGUGCAACAGAUCUCCGACUAACCCAUUAUCCUGCAAUUCCCGUGGAAGAGAUGCAGUCGGGCUCUACAAGCCGUAUUGCGCCACAUACUGAUUUUGGACCCAUCACGUUGCUGUUCCAAGACAGCACUGGCGGCCUAGAAAUCGAAGACCGGUCCAAUCCCAUCCCUAAUUCUUUCGUUCCCCUGCCACCGACUGAUACGACGGAAAUGAUUGUCAAUGUUGGUGAUACACUGACGCGCUGGACGAACGGAAAUAUUACCGGCGGUACCCAUCAAGUCAUGUGUCCAGCGGCAAUGAAGGGGGAAAGUGGCUUGAUCCUGCCACCCAGAAUGUCUAUGGCCUAUCUCUUCAAGGCGGAGCGCAAUGUCUCAGUUGGUCCGUUGCCCAAAUUUGUCUCGUCCACGGAGCCAGCGAAGUAUCCUGACAUCACGGCUCUGGAAUUCCAGAGAUGGAAGAACAGUAUUGUGUACAAUCUUACCAAGAAGGUAUACCCGAACGGUACCGAUGGCUUCAAUAGACGCGAUUCUGUUCAAGAUGUGAUGGAAACUGAAUUGGCCAUGACGCUCGGUGGCGUUAACGACUUCGUCGAUGCUGGCAAAGCAAUUCAACCAGUUCAGCCAGUUUAA